AUGACCUCCAUUGGCACAGGCUACGACCUGUCAAACUCCGUCUUCUCCCCCGAUGGCCGCAACUUCCAAGUCGAGUACGCCGUCAAGGCGGUGGAGAACGGCGGAACAGCCGUCGGAAUACGGUGCAAGGACGGCAUUGUGCUGGCUUUGGAGAAGCUGGUCACAAGCAAGCUGCUAAAGUCGGGCGCGAACAAGCGAAUAGCCACGGUCGACCGGAAUAUGGGCAUCGUCUCCUCAGGUCUCCUCCCCGACGGUCGUCAUUUCGUAUCCCGCGCACGCGACGAAGCCUCCUCCUGGCGCAACCUCUACAAGGCUCCCAUCCCCACGUCGUCGCUCGCAGACCGCAUGGGAAGCUACGUCCAGGCAUACACUCUCUACUCCAGCGUGCGGCCCUUUGGUGUGACAGCCAUCAUAGGCGGCUGGGACUCAGAAGCAGAAUUGCCCGUAGAUGGUCAAGUCGGCUCAGGACCAAAUGUCGGCUCGGGAGGUAAGAAGGACGGUGCAAAGCACGGCGGCCCAUACCUAUACAUGAUUGAGCCGAGCGGACUCUACUGGGGCUACUAUGGCGCGGCAACCGGCAAAGGGCGACAGAUUGCAAAGUCCGAGCUUGAGAAGCUACACCUCGACGAAGGCGAACUCUCCCUAGAGGAGGGCGUCAAGGAGGCUGCGCGCAUCAUCUACAUCGCACACGACGACAACAAGGACAAGGAGUUUGAGCUGGAGAUGACUUGGAUAAGCUCGACGACUGGCCCGACUAAGGGCAGGCACGAGGAAGUGCCUAAGGAACUGAGGGAAGAGGCCGAGCGACUGGCCAAGAAGGCAUUGGAGGGCGAUGAUGAGGAUGAGGAGGAAGAGAAGAUGCAGGAAUAG
Messenger RNA from Paraphaeosphaeria sporulosa, 870 nucleotides. Its product is annotated as proteasome subunit alpha type-3. The record is from RefSeq and is a predicted model, not a curated record. Gene Ontology annotation, cellular component: proteasome core complex, alpha-subunit complex; proteasome core complex; nucleus. Gene Ontology annotation, biological process: ubiquitin-dependent protein catabolic process. The coding region runs from base 1 to 870 and encodes 289 amino acids. NCBI's taxonomy places the organism in Eukaryota, Fungi, Ascomycota, Dothideomycetes, Pleosporales, Didymosphaeriaceae. The transcript has 5 exons.